GCUUUCUCUUAUUUCGUGUUUUAUGCAGUUAAGGUAUAUCUGACUAUCACCACUGAGUCUGCUUGUCAUCGUUGCAUUUAUUAUUUUGUGUUAUAUUUAUAGCGAAUUUUAAAAGUUUCAGCAGCAGCAGAAACUCGAUGAAGACCGAAAGUGGCGUUCAAAACGUUCCGUUUUCCAGUAGAAAACGGAGCCUUAUAGAAGACGCCCGGAAAGAGCGCGAGAGCGGCGCCCCCUCCCCGGGACCCUCGCGCUGCGCAGACAACUUUGUGUUCGAGGAAAAGGACGGCAAGGUGACCCUCAGCAUCCUUUUCGCUCUCAGUCACGAGAAAAAUGCGGGCCUGUCCAAGACCACCAAGGUUUUCGAGACAUUUGGAGCCAACAUUCAUCACAUCGAAACUCGCCCUGCUAUAAAGUCGAAGAACGUGGAGGACCUGGAAUUCUUCGUGAGGUGUGAAGUUCACAGUUCCGACACGGAUGUCUUAAUAAACUCCCUGAAAAAAGUCGCAGACGACGUGCGCACGAUAGCGGAGGAAAAUGUUCCCUGGUUUCCACGGAAGAUUUGGGAUCUUGAUAAAUGUAAUCACUUAAUUACAAAAUAUGAUCCGGAUCUAGACCAUGAGCACCCUGGUUAUAACGAUCCAGAAUACAGAAAAAGAAGGACCGCCAUUUCUGAACUUGCUUUUUCCUACAAACAGGGAGAGCCGUUACCCAGGGUGGAGUACACUCCAGAGGAAGUCGCCACUUGGAAGGAGGUAUACCGCACUCUGAGCAGCAUUUACCCCACGCACGCGUGCAGACAGCACCUGGAGAACCUGCAGGAGCUAGAGAAGCAGUGUGGAUAUGGAGAGAGCAGCAUUCCCCAGCUGAGGGACGUUUCCAACUUCCUCAGAGAGAGGACGGGGUUCCAGCUCCGGCCAGUUGCUGGUCUGCUGUCUGCCAGAGAUUUCCUGGCCAGCCUGGCGUUCAGAGUGUUUCAGUGCACGCAGUACAUCCGCCAUUCAUCCACCCCGAUGCACUCCCCGGAACCAGAUUGCUGUCAUGAGUUAUUAGGCCACGUCCCCAUGUUGGCUGAUAAAGAAUUUGCUCAGUUUUCCCAGGAAAUUGGUCUUGCUUCUUUGGGAGCUUCUGAUGAGGACAUUGAAAAACUGUCAACACUGUACUGGUUCACGGUGGAGUUUGGCCUCUGCAAACAGAAUGGGGCUAUAAAGGCGUUUGGAGCCGGCCUUCUGUCCUCCUACGGGGAGCUCGUGUACGCCCUCUCCAAUGAGCCAGAGUACAGGCCCUUUACGCCCGAGGAGUGUGCAGUCCAGCCGUACCAGGACCAGACAUACCAGCCCGUCUACUUUGUGUCAGAGAGCUUCGAGGAUGCCAAGAUGAAGCUCCGUCAGUACUCGGCGACAAUCCGCAAGGCCUUCUCCGUCCGCUACGACCCAUUCACUUGCACCGUGGAGGUUCUUGACCAGCCCAGAAAGAUCCAGGAGGCCUUGAAGCAGAUGAGGGAGGACCUGAAGAUCCUGCACUGUGCCCUGGGUAAACUGGGCUGAGGGAGACCACCCACCUGGGAAAUGUAUGUUUCAAGUCAGCAAUGAUCAGCUGCCACUGAUGUUCCUUGUGAGAUAUAAGUUCCUUUGUAGUAUGUCGAGCCUUAACUAGUCAGUGCUGGCAUAGUCAUGCGUUACACACACGCUACACGCCUGGCAUGGUCACGCUUUACACACACACUACAUGCCUGGCAUAGUCACACUUUACACAUACACUACACGCCUGGCAUGGUCAUGUUUUACACACAUGCUACACGCCUGGCAUAGUCACGCUUUACAUGCAUGCUACACGCCUGUACAUGCUACUGAGAUUUCCCUUAUUUUUCCAUUGACAUGGAAAAAUGUUUAUGAAUAAAAAGAGAUGCUCUGAUGAAAUUCCUUUCUGUAAGACUUCCUUCAUCCGUCCAUCCAUCCAUCCAUCCAUCCCUCCAUCUAUCCAUCCUGGUUCGGGUUAUGGGAGAGGCACCGGGGUACACCCUGGACAGGAUGGCUUCCUGUAUGUACUCUCUGUAUAAUAAAGGGUAU
This is a messenger RNA of Paramormyrops kingsleyae, 2066 nucleotides long. It is a transcript of the gene th2, whose product is annotated as tyrosine hydroxylase 2. The record is from RefSeq and is a predicted model, not a curated record. Gene Ontology annotation, cellular component: cytoplasm; perikaryon; axon. Gene Ontology annotation, biological process: dopamine biosynthetic process from tyrosine. Lineage: Eukaryota; Metazoa; Chordata; Actinopteri; Osteoglossiformes; Mormyridae. Gene Ontology annotation, molecular function: iron ion binding; tyrosine 3-monooxygenase activity.